Messenger RNA from Lipotes vexillifer (Yangtze River dolphin), 246 nucleotides. Lineage: Eukaryota; Metazoa; Chordata; Mammalia; Artiodactyla; Lipotidae. The record is from RefSeq and is a predicted model, not a curated record.
AUGACGGUGCUGGUCAAGCUGAACGUUGUGCCCUGGGACCGCGCCUACUUCCUGUCUCAGGCCUUCCUCUUCCCCCUGUCCAUCUGCCUGGCGCACUCCAACAACUGCCUCAAUCCGAUGCUCUACUGCCUGCUGCGCCGCGACUUCCGCCAGGGCCUGCGAGAGCUCUGCAGCCGGCCGGGCCAAGCGCCCCAUGGACCUCCGACCGUCCUCCGACUGCCCUGCCCCAGCUACAGCACUCUCUGA